UGGUAGAGGAGUGGAGACAUGUAAGAAACACGGGCAAACAAUAAGGACAUUUAAACUAAACUGUAGUCAGCUGUAGGUCUACAGGUGUGCUGUUUAUGUUUGUGCUCAUCAGACACGGAAUUCAAGAAGUAACUUUAUAGUUGUUGUGGAUAACAUCGCAGAAAUGUAACUGUUCGGAAGCCUGGACGUUGUGAAUGAACUUCAGAAACUUUUGACAGCUGGUAAAGUGAGUUAAACAUGGAUGGCGUAUAUGUCGUAUGCUGAAAAACAACUACGUCAAGUUAAGUUGUAGUCUAGUCAACAGGACAUUGCACUUUUUACCACUCACACUGUUACAUAAACAACUUUUAUCAAGUGAAGUAGCUGAUGAUGUCAGCAGCAUCAGCAACCGGCUCAUCCCAGCAGCAGCGGGUUAAACACAGCGGCUCCCCGACAGCCUCCUGCUCUCCCUGCACCAACAACAACAACACCGCGGUCCGGUUGCAGCCUAUCCGCGCCACGGUGCCGUACCAGCUUUUGCGUGGAAAUCAGCACAGCCCAACCCGCUCCUCUUCCUCCUCCUUCUCAGUAGCCGGGAGCAACACAGGACCGACGACGUCCCGUUGCUCCAGUCCCACCAACCCGGCUGGAAGCGGCUCGGACAGCAGGCUGUUCCCCAGGCAGACACUCUCACCUCCGGACAACAGGAGCUCACCAGAACGCUCUCCACAUUCUCCCAUUUCCAAAGUUGAAAGGAUCAAAUCACAGCAGGUGCGGAGUUCGGGGGCCAUUCGGCGGACUUCCUCCCUUGGCGCUAUCACAGGGCCCUACCUCACCGGGCAGUGGCCUCGGGACCCUCAUGUGCACUAUCCAUCUUGUAUGAAAGAUAAGUCCACACAGACUCCCGGAUGUUGGAGUGACGAAACAGGAGAGAAGAGGAGCACCCACCAGCGCUCUGCGUCCUGGGGCAGCGCUGAUCAGCUCAAAGAGCAGAUUUGGAAGCUCCGGCAGCAGCUCCAGCGCAGCAAACAAGGAGGACGCCACAGUAAAGACAAGGAGCGACUCUCCCCGCUCCACUACACCAUCACCUACACCCCCCCCACCAGCACCACCAACACCACAUCCAUCACAGCCAGCCACGUCCAGCAGUUUUCCAUGUCGAAGUCGGCCCAGAUGCCGCUGUCCAACAUCACAGUGCCAAAGCCCUCCAUCUCCAGGGUUCCCAGCAGCAUGGAAGGCAUCAACCAUGAGCUGGAGAAGGUCUUCAUCAAAGACAACGGAGAGAAGGAGGAGCUGAAGUCUCUGGAGGUUCCGGACGGUCGGCGAGCACCCUUCCCUCCCCAGCAGCGCAGCAGCAGCACCCGCAGCGUGGACACCCAGACUCCCUCAGCCCCCGGUCGCUCCAGCAGCUGCUCCAGCCUGUCGCCCUGCCCCUCGCCCGCCCACCCACAGGGAUCCAACGACGGCAGCCCCUACUCCACAGAGGAUCUACUCUACGACCGCGAUAAAGACAGUGGAAGCAGCUCACCACUGCCCAAGUUUGCCUCCUCGCCCAAACCCAACAACAGCUACAUGUUCAAGAGAGAGCCACCAGAGGGCUGUGAGAAGAUUAAAGCCUUUGAGGAGAUGAGCAGCUCCAGGCAGUCUGCGUCGGCCUCAGUCCCCCUCUUCUCCUGCCCCGACAAAAACAAGGUCAACUUCAUCCCGACCGGCUCAGCGUUCUGCCCCGUCAAACUCCCCGGCUCCCUGCACCUCACCCCGGCCUCGGAGCCCGAGGAAGACGAGGACAGCGCGGAGGCGGGCGCCAGCUCCGAGCCCCAGGGGGCCACGUCAUUCUACGGCGCCCCCACUCAGGUCUCCACGAGCACCAGCACAGACGACCCACCGGAGGAGCCCGGCUCGCCCUCAGAGACUGCAGACCCCCGGACAGACAGCCCGGCCAUCAGCUAGACUUGAGCAGAGCUGGCCUCUGGCUCCAGGAUUCACGCUAGCAACCACCAACCAUCACCACUGACUGUCCCACCAACACCUCCCUCUGCUCUGCCAGGGGAGCCUCCGUCUCUCUGUGCUGACCCCCUCCAACCCUCCCCUUCUAUCUCUGCAUGACGUAGCAACAAUGUCCCGAAUAACCACCACCGCCACCACAAAGACUCGCCACUUAAUGUUCUGUCCUGCAUAAUGUCUGAGCUGUUGCUGGCAGGGGAGGACCUGAUGGUUAAAGGUUAUCAUAUGCAGGCAUCGGAGGGAAGAAUGGAGCACUAUGGAUGGGGGGAGGGGCAUGCAUUUUAAACUGGUAGUAUAUUUCUGAUUAAGUUAUGUGUUGUGUUCUGUUUCAACAUUCACAGUAUGAAUAAGCUCUC
Molecule: messenger RNA, 2339 nt
Organism: Scomber japonicus (chub mackerel)
Lineage: Eukaryota; Metazoa; Chordata; Actinopteri; Scombriformes; Scombridae
Gene: glcci1a
Product: glucocorticoid induced 1a
Exons: 8
Coding region: 367-1929 (520 amino acids)
Biological process (GO): podocyte development
Cellular component (GO): cytoplasm
Source: RefSeq, a predicted model, not a curated record